GAGUUUACACGGUGCGCAAUCCGAUUUCGAGUCCGAUCAUUGUUGCUAUGGCAUCAUUAUUUCCUUCAUGAUCAUCAGGGGCACUGUCUUCGCCACUCAAGCGCUGGCAUUGAGGGAGAACUUAGAGGGCUAAAGAGGCGGACGCAGGGUUUUUCUGCUGUUGAAAUAUAGAAUCUUUUUCACAUGAGAGAAGUAUAUGCACUUUGAUCUUGGGAAUGACUUCUCUAGUUGGACAAAUACUUCUGCCCUCUGACCAUGGGCGCAAGGUGUGGGAAGAUCCAUCUUUCAUUAAGUGGAAAAAGAGAGAUGCUCAUGUUUCAUUGCGUUGCCAUGAUACAGUUGAAGGAUCUUUGAAAUACUGGUAUGAACGCAGCAAGGUAGAGUUGUCUGUUUCUAGUUCAGCUGCGUGGAAUGAUGAUGCUGUUUCCAGUGCUCUUGAUUCCGCUUGUUAUUGGGUCAAAGGUUUGCCUUUUGUGGAGUCUUUGAGUGGCUAUUGGAAAUUUCUCUUGGCACCAAGUCCUACAAGUGUUCCUACAAACUUCUACGACAAUGCUUUUGAGGACUCCAAUUGGGAAACAUUGCCAGUUCCUUCGAAUUGGCAGAUGCAUGGUUUUGAUCGACCCAUUUAUACCAAUGUUGUGUAUCCCUUUCCACUUAAUCCACCACAUGUUCCUGAGGACAAUCCCACUGGCUGUUACAGGAAAUACUUCCGUAUUCCAAAAGAAUGGAAGGGUCGUCGCGUCUUGCUGCACUUCGAGGCUGUUGAUUCUGCUUUCCAUGCCUGGGUGAAUGGGGUACCUAUUGGGUAUAGUCAGGACAGCAGGCUUCCUGCUGAGUUCGAAAUCACUGAUUACUGCCACCCCUGUGAUUCGGUCAAGGAAAAUGUAUUGGCUGUUCAAGUGUAUAGAUGGAGUGAUGGUUCGUACCUAGAAGAUCAAGAUCAUUGGUGGUUGUCUGGUAUUCAUCGAGAUGUGCUUCUUCUAGCAAAGCCAGAGGUGUUCAUCACCGAUUAUUUUUUUAUGGCAAGCUUGGGUGACAAAUUUUCAUAUGCAGAUAUUCAGAUUGAAGUAAAAAUUGAUGUUUUUAGGGAAACCUCUGAAUAUGAUGUGCUUGCCAAGUACUCCAUAGAAGCUAUGCUAUAUGAUACUGCAAGGUGGUAUGAAUGUGAUGGCGAUAUGGACCCGCAUUCUCUCUGUGUUGCUCAUUUGGAGCUCAAUCCAUCUCCCAGUGCAAGUCUUGGGUUUCAUGGAUAUGUUCUUGUCGGAAAACUAGAAAAGCCCAAACUCUGGUCUGCAGAACAUCCAAACUUAUAUACCCUUGUUGUUGUCCUCAAAGACACUUCCGGGAAACUUGUUGACUGUGAAUCAUGCCAAGUAGGCAUAAGACAAAUAUCACAAGCUCCAAAACAACUACUCGUAAAUGGGCAUCCAGUUGUAAUACGAGGUGUCAAUAGACAUGAACAUCAUCCACGUGUAGGGAAGACCAAUUUGGAGUCCUGCAUGGUUAAGGAUUUGGUUUUGAUGAAGCAAAACAAUAUUAAUGCCGUGAGAAACAGCCAUUACCCCCAACAUCCACGAUGGUAUGAGUUGUGCGACUUAUUUGGUCUCUACAUGAUAGAUGAAGCGAAUAUUGAAACGCACGGUUUUGAUCUGUCUCGCCAUUUCAAGCAUCCUACUUUGGAACCAAGUUGGGCCUGUUCUAUGUUGGAUCGUGUCAUAGGCAUGGUGGAGAGGGACAAAAAUCAUGCAUGCAUUAUUUCAUGGUCUUUGGGAAACGAAGCCGGAUAUGGACCUAAUCAUUCUGCUUUAGCUGGCUGGGUUAGAGGGAAGGACCCUUCGAGGUUGUUACAUUAUGAAGGUGGCGGAUCAAGAACCUCAUCAACAGAUAUAGUGUGCCCCAUGUACAUGCGUGUUUGGGACAUAGUGAAGAUAGCUAAGGAUCCAACUGAAACCAGGCCUCUGAUUUUGUGCGAGUAUUCUCAUGCAAUGGGGAACAGUAGUGGAAACAUACAUGAAUAUUGGGGAGCAAUAAAUAGUACAUUCGGUCUCCAAGGAGGUUUUAUUUGGGAUUGGGUUGAUCAGGGAAUACUGAAGGAGGGAGCUGAUGGUAACAAACACUGGGCCUUUGGAGGAGACUUUGGAGACAUCCCUAAUGAUUUGAACUUUUGUUUGAACGGCCUAACAUGGCCAGAUCGAACACCUCAUCCUGCACUAAAUGAAGUUAAGUAUGUAUAUCAACCGAUAAAGGUUUCAUUUGGGAAAAACAUCAUCAAGAUAUCUAACAUGCAUUUUUUCGAAACUACACGAGCAAUGGAGUUUAGUUGGGUUCUUCAUGGAGAUGGAUGCAGCCUGGGAUCUGGAGUGCUUUCUCUUCCAGUCAUAGAACCCCAAAGCAGCUAUGAUAUUGAAUGGGAAUCGUCUCCAUGGCAUCAUCUUUCAGCAUCAUUUUCAGCCACGGAAGCAUUUUUAACCAUAACUGCAAAGCUUAUGACAUCCACAAGGUGGUCUGAAGCUGGUCAUGUCAUUUCUUCUACUCAAAUUCCUUUGCCUGCCAAAGGCAAAUCCCUUCCUCAUGUUAUCAAAAUGAAUGAAAAUUCUACCUUGGUUGGGGAAUGUGUUGGAGACACUAUUACAGUCAGCAAGGAGAAUGUUUGGGAGAUAAAGUUCAACACAAAAACUGGAGCAAUCGAGAGUUGGAAGGUUGAAGGUUCUCCAGUGAUGCAUAAGGGUAUUUUUCCAUGCUUUUGGCGAGCGCCUACUGAUAACGAUAAGGGGGGAGGCUCAAAUAGCUAUGCUUCCAGGUGGAAGGCUGCCUACCUUGAUAACAUGGUAUUUCAUACAGAAAGCUGCUCCAUACAGAAGCAGAAGGUAACAGCUCAUGUUGUACCAAUCAAGGUACUCUUCUUGGGUCUCCCCAAAGAACUGGAACAUCAUCUAUCACAAUCUGACAGUUCAGAUGGUGGUGUAAAUGAUAAAAGUUCCAUCAUUUGCAAGGUGGAAGUGAAUUACUGGAUAUAUGAAUCUGGGGAUGUGAUCAUUGAGUGUAAUGUAGACUUGAGGACUGACCUUCCACCUUUGCCACGUAUUGGGGUCGAAUUCCAUGUGCCGAAAUCAUUGGAUCAGAUUACAUGGUAUGGGAAAGGGCCAUUCGAAUGCUAUCCUGAUCGAAAGGAAGCGGCCCAUGUAGGGCUAUACAAACAGAAUGUGGCAGACCUGCAUGUGCCAUACAUUGUUCCUGGUGAAUCUUCAGGGAGAGCAGAUGUUAGAUGGCUGGCAUUUCAAAGCAAUGAUGGGUCUUGUGGCCUUUUUGCUUCGAUCUAUGGUGGGUCACCGCCUAUGCAAAUGAAUGCAAGUUACUACAGCACUAUAGAGCUUGACAGGGCGAUGCGCAAUGAAGAUCUUGUCAAAGGAGAUAACAUUGAGGUGCAUCUCGACCACAGGCACAUGGGUGUGGGCGGGGAUGAUAGUUGGUCCCCAUGUGUCCAUGACCAGUAUCUCAUUCCUCCGGUGCCCUACUCUUUUUCUCUAAGAUUGUGCCCUAUUAAUGCAUCUACUUCUUGCUAUGACAUUUAUAGAUCCCAACUUCCAAAAUAACUUCGUCGAGGACGAAACAAAAGUAUAACAUCUGAUGAAUCUUUGGUGGGUCAACAUUACUCUUUUUUCUCUAAAGAUUGUGCCCUAUUAAUGCUUCUACUUCUUGCUAUGACAUUUAUAGAUCCCAACUUCCAAAAUAACUUCAUCAGAGGACGAAACAAAAGUACAACAUCUGAUGAAUCUUUGGUGGGUCAACAUUAUAUGAAUAUGUAAUUAUAUUGAUGGGGCUGAAGACACGACAUGUAAUGUGCUUUUCUUUUGGUAGGUUGGUUUGGGAUUUAACCUA
Molecule: messenger RNA, 3879 nt
Organism: Magnolia sinica
Lineage: Eukaryota; Viridiplantae; Streptophyta; Magnoliopsida; Magnoliales; Magnoliaceae
Exons: 18
Coding region: 216-3593 (1125 amino acids)
Biological process (GO): lactose catabolic process
Cellular component (GO): beta-galactosidase complex
Molecular function (GO): carbohydrate binding; beta-galactosidase activity
Source: RefSeq, a predicted model, not a curated record